AUGGGUCGGCAAAACGUUGUCAUAGUUUUUGGCCUCGUGUUCAUGGCCGUCCUUGGCCUCGCCGCAGCUGCCUCCUCUCCGUCUCCUUCAGCGUCACCCUCCAAAUCCCCAUCUACUUAUAUAACUGAUGUUGAAGCUCCAAUAUCCGAGGACACCAUUGGAACCACCGACGACGAUGCAGCUGCUGCUCCUGGUGAUGAUGAUGUGGCGGUGGCUGGUCCACUAGGAAGUGACUCUUCAUACAGUAGCAAUGGACCUUCAGGUUCUGCCGAUUCGGCUGAAAGUGGCGCGGCUGCUUUUGGAGUCUCUACGGUCGUCGUUGGUAUUACAUCCAUCGCCGGGUCUUUCUUAUUUUUCUGA
Eruca vesicaria subsp. sativa (arugula) is the source of this 360-nucleotide messenger RNA. Lineage: Eukaryota; Viridiplantae; Streptophyta; Magnoliopsida; Brassicales; Brassicaceae. The record is from the annotation of a GenBank genome assembly.